Messenger RNA from Botrytis byssoidea, 1011 nucleotides. RefSeq lists its product as uncharacterized. The record is from RefSeq and is a predicted model, not a curated record. The transcript has a single exon. Bases 1 to 1011 code for a protein of 336 amino acids. Lineage: Eukaryota; Fungi; Ascomycota; Leotiomycetes; Helotiales; Sclerotiniaceae.
AUGGGUAAUGCUGACGCAGAAGUCAAUACUCGGCUUAAUGGACUGCAAUUCGUGGCCAAAGUCCAUGAGAUACUCAUCGGAGUUUCUUUGUCAACAAUUGUGUUGUCUUUUUUACAGCAUGAAGUUUUACGUCAAGGGAUACCCCUUGGUGGGUUCCUCAUCGCUUUCAAGAUCACCGAUCUUGGUUCGCUUCUCAGCCCGGAGUUGUGGGCUGCAGGUACAUUUGGACAUCAUUUUAAGCGUCGCUUGAUGUUUGUUGUCGUGACACUCUUUGCUAUGAUCCUAGCUGCUGUCUCUGAACCCGCGUCUGCAAUAUUGAUGUUGCCAUCCCUGGACUGGUGGAUUGUCCCAACGACAGAAUAUUCGACCUGGUCUACUGCCCAUUUUACCCUAAACGCAGAAAAGUCUCAAGUUUGGCCUACACAGGUCGACAAUUCGAGCUUUGACACGUUCUGCACUUUCGAAUCUAAUAAGUUUUCAGACAAUUGCGCAGCAGGUGGCUUCUCAGCAAUCCGGGCAUGGGCUGACAGACCCAGUUCAAAAGAAUCACAGUACUCGUGGAGCAUUACCAUGCCAAUGAACUCAAAACAAGCUUUUUACGAUCGAUUUAUUGGCGGCGCAUCAAGCUUUCAAAAAGCCCUAGAUAUGGAUAGCUUUUAUGAUGCAUAUACUUGGUGUUUGAGUCAAACUGUAUCUGUACCAACAGGCUCGCUUGUCACAUCAGUUGCCCAGAUGGUAGGACCACAAAACGAAACAUCCAGGUUUCAAGUAAUGAUCAAUGGUGAAGAUCCUCCUGCGCCACAGGUAGUUGCAGCUUGCAUAGGCAAUGACUAUAACAUAACAAAUGGAUCGAUCAAAGGGUACAAGACGCUCGAUGAUCUACCACUGCCAUUCUUAAACAGAGAUACGUCUCAGGGUAGAUAUGGGCCAAUCAGAAGUCCGGCAUGCACUCGAGAUGUGGAAAAGCGCUCGGGGAGGACCCUCAGCGACAUGGAUGCAGUCAAAAAAUAA